Molecule: messenger RNA, 1888 nt
Organism: Rubroshorea leprosula
Lineage: Eukaryota; Viridiplantae; Streptophyta; Magnoliopsida; Malvales; Dipterocarpaceae
Source: the annotation of a GenBank genome assembly
AUCAUUUCAGAGCGACCUUCUCGGGAAGCCGGAGGCCAAUCUGAAAGGUGAAAUCCCCCCGAGAGAGGAGAGAGAGCGCGAUAACGAUGGCGAUGCUAGAGAGCAUUGUCGUUUUCGCCCUGCUUUUGUUGUUCCUCUUCCUCCUCAUCGUCCUCCUAGCCUGUAAACCGUGGCGUUUUUUCUCCUCCUCUCGCUCCCGCGGCAUCAAGGUUGGUGAUUUAGAUAGGCCACUUGUGUCAGAUGAUGUGGAUCUAGCUCGAGAACAGGGCAAUGACUUGACAAGAAAUUACGAUUUAGAGGGGGCUUGUUUUCAAAAUGAUUUGCGCCCACCUCGAACUCAAGGGCUUGUUCACAAACAGAGGCUUCCGGCUGUACUUCCUCAUGUAACUCAUGGUGAUAGCUUGACUCUAGAUGUGAUUUCUGAUGCAUCAGAAGAUGCUUUGAUUGGUCAGACAAUUAAGCAUUCCUCACGAACAGACCACUUAGUUGAAGUGCAAAAGCAUGUUAGGCAGGAAGUUCGAAAUCACAGGUUGAAAUUUGAAGUAAAAAAUGAUCAAGUUCCUGAUUAUUUGCCCAAGGUUAUCCAUGAUCAGAGAAGUUGCCUCUCCCUUGAGGUUGUGUCUGGUCCUUCUUGUGGACUCCGUUAUUCUAUACAGUCAACAAGUGCUUCCAAGCUUCCACUGACUCUUGGGAGAGUUUCUCCAAGUGACUUACUAUUGAAAGAUUCAGAGAUUUCUGGAAAGCAUGCCAUGAUAAAUUGGAAUUCAAAUAAAUUGAAAUGGGAGCUGGUAGAUAUGGGUAGCCUAAAUGGAACAUUUUUGAAUUCUCAGCCGAUCAAUCACCCUGAUUCUGGAAGAAGGCAUUGGGGUGACCCAAUGGAGCUUUCAAGCGGAGACAUAAUAACACUUGGCACAACUUCAAAUAUUCAUGUUCUUAUUUCAUCUCAAGAUCAAUGCCAGAUGCCAUUUGCAGUUGGUAUGGCUUCAGAUCCUAUGGCUUUGCGUAGAGGAGGAAAGAAGCUUCCCAUGGAAGAUGUUUGCUAUUAUCAAUGUCCCCUUCCUGGUGUCGAUCAGUUUGGAGUGUUUGGCAUCUGUGAUGGCCAUGGUGGUGCUGAAGCUGCCAAAUCUGCUAGCAGGAUUCUGCCCGAGACAAUUGCUACUAUUUUGUCAGAUUCUCAAAAAAGAGAGAGUGUUCUUUCACAAUGUGAUGCUUCUGAUGUCCUUAAAGAUGCAUUUUCUCAUACAGAGGCUCACAUGAAUCAUUAUUAUGAGGGUUGUACAGCAACAGUGCUUCUUGUCUGGGCUGAUGGUGAUGACAGUUUCUUUGCUCAAUGUGCAAAUAUUGGGGAUUCAGCAUGUGUUAUAAAUGUUGAUGGUCAACAGAUUAAAAUGACAGAAGACCAUAGAAUAACUAGUUAUUCUGAAAGACUCCGAAUUGAAGAAAGUGGAGAACCACUAAAAGAUGGGGAAACCCGUCUAUGUGGUUUUAACCUUGCUAGGAUGCUUGGAGAUAAAUUUGUGAAACAGCAAGAUUCGCGCUUCAGUUCAGAACCUUACAUAAGUCAAGCUGUGCAUAUCAAUAAAACAAGUGGAGCCUUUGCACUAUUAGCAAGUGACGGCUUCUGGGAUGUUGUUAGUGUCAAGAAAGCAGUUCAGUUAGUCGUGCAGACGAGGGAGAUAUAUCCUGCCGAGGAGAAUUCUGCAGAGAAGAUUGCUAAUUUUUUGUUGAAUGAGGCUAGAACACUGCGAACAAAGGAUAACACCUCUAUUAUUUUCUUGGAUUUUUACAGCUUAUCUAGUAGCUCUUCCUGUAAAGUUGAUAACUAAUAUGAAUCUCAAGGUUUUAGUGUAAAGUUAUGAUUUAUUUUUGUUCGUCCUAGUUUUUUCUU